Messenger RNA from Ostrinia furnacalis (Asian corn borer), 6327 nucleotides. RefSeq lists its product as uncharacterized. NCBI's taxonomy places the organism in Eukaryota, Metazoa, Arthropoda, Insecta, Lepidoptera, Crambidae. The transcript is spliced from 13 exons. The coding region runs from base 23 to 1843 and encodes 606 amino acids. The record is from RefSeq and is a predicted model, not a curated record.
UGAAAAAAUACUGUAUCCGAACAUGAAAACCUUAAGGAUUUCCUAUAAUUACUUUUAUUUUUCAGACCUCGACGACCUAGAACGCGGCACAGCCAUAACUCCAGAGAUGCUAUGGAAGGAAAACAGAUCGAUAUGGUGCUUGCGGGUCGAACCAUUAUGGGCAGACUUCUGCGGCGUGAGGGCAACUAACUACAAACCGGCGCCGUUGCUAGACGCCACGCCACUGUCGGCUUGGCUGUGCUUCGACGAGGGUUUCUCCAAGAUCUACUGCGUGGCUCGCACGUGUGGCCUAGCCGGGCUUCAGCUCAACCACUACCAGAUGUUAUUCCUAUUGCGACAGCUGGAGCGAGUGUCAGAAAUGGCGGCCUGGUUAGCUCACGAUGCUGAAAGGCAACCUCAAGCAGAGACUGGAGCAAUAGUGCUGGGUCUGGUGGUGCCAGCAGUAGAACUGACACUCGUACUGCCUUCAAGCUGUCCGGGGCAGGAGUCCUCUAGAGACCUGGACAGCGUCCCGCUGGACUCCUCCAGCUUGCAGGACUUAAAGAUGGGUUCGGAAGCGACAAUGGCUCCGUCUAUGCUGGACCGCGACAGCGGAGUGUUAGCCACCACGGCUUCAGUCGAGGUGUACUCGGCGCAGCCGCUGCCUGCCGAGGAGGUGCCGCCUCCCAGCCCUGGGCUGAGCUUUGGAGGCUUUUCGUCCAUGCGUCGCGGCCUGACGUCACUAGUGACGUCGAUAGACAGCGCGCUGACCCGCGAUGACGCUCGAAGCGACGCCGCCUCCACGGCCAGUUCUGAUAGCGAGCGUUACGUCGUAGUGGGACUAGCGGCCGAGUCACCUGAUGACGCUGACGUCGCCUUCAGAGAGUUCGAGCACGGUCGCUCGUCCAGCGGUGUAGAAGUGGCAGCCGAGGUGGUGGAACGCUCAUCCUCCCCCAGCGACCAUUCCGUCACCAGCUCCUGUAGGAGGCGGGAUGUGAUAUCGACCUGCACAUGGCGCCUCAACAACAUCCAUUUAGUCCACCAAAGCGUCGGCGGACGGUCUUGCCUUCGUUUCGCGGCGGAUGACCUCCGCACGGAUGAAUGCGCAGCCAUACCCUGGGAUGAGUUCCAGAACAAGUUCUCGAUGCGAGCGCGCGCGUGGUCGGAGCCCGCGCCGGGCUGCGACGAGCUCGGCGCCAGGGGCACGCCCAACGUGGCCGCGAGGAUGGCGCGCACGCAGCUGCCGAGGGCGCAGGAACAGGGUGAAACCCCGACGCUAGCGCCGUUCGAAGAGUUGUUAGAAGCCCGCGUGAGGGAACUCAGCCUGGCCCUCAAUAUGAGCACAGCCCUCGCGCUCUCCGAGUUUAUAGAAGAUGAGGUCGUGGUGCCUCCCAUGCCUUUAGAGGUUCUAAUAGAAAACGUGAAGCUCCAUCUUGUAGAAGACCGUCCUACCCGCUCAAUAUCCUCCCCCCCACCUCAGCCUUUAGACAUAGACCUCACCACCCUCCGCUUGACCAGAGACACGGCGGGCGUGGUCAGACUGGGCCCGCCCAUUUCCACGCCUUCGACUGUUGCGUCACCGGCCACGCCCCAACCACAGCCGGAGUUAGAUGAGGCCAGAGAGAAGAUAGAUAGCUUGAGCAGAGAGAAUGAAGAGCUGAGGAAAAGGUUGGCGACGCUGGCAAGGAUCGCUGAGGAUAACAGGGAGCUUAGAGCGAAAGUCGAAGAGGCAGCAGUAUUACGUCAGUGCGCGCACGCCGCACAGCAAGAAGCAGCCAACUUGCUGGCUGACAAACAGCAGCUGCUCGAAGCUGUAAGAGUGCUCCAGGAACAAUUAUCAGGCGGUUGUCGCGGCAAAAGAUAGCGGUCGCGAGGCGGUCCCGCGCAGGGCUGCCUCGACUGCACCGCCUGCUGCGGAGACCAGCGCUCUUAAACCCCCAACCCCCGACCCCUCAAACCCCAAACACCCGAACCCUCAAACCCCAAACACCCGACCCCUCAAACCCCAAACCCCCAACCCCUUUAACCCCAAACCCCCGACCCCUCAAACCUCAAACCCUCGACCUCUCAAACUAGGGGUUGGGUCCCCUACAUCCACUGUACAAGACCCGUCAACAGUGUUGACCACUGUGAUAAGAACCAGUGAAGCCAAAUGAAUGGUGAAGUGAAUGCCAAGAUAUUCAGUGACUAGUGUAUGAAGACUCAGUGUAGUUUAAUCCCAAUGUUGUAAGAUCCAAAUGAGAUUGCUUGAAGAUAGAAGAUGAAGCACAUUAUAAAUUGUUGAGCAAAGAAACUAGUGAUGUGACGUGUUUAAUGUAGUUUUCUGAAUGUGUGACCCUGAGUUUAAUGGUUUGGACUUGGAAGAUAUUUCAUAUGCAAAGAAACCAGAAAUGUGUCUGGUAGGCUUCCAACUUACACCGUGAAGAGUGUAGAGGAUUUGACUGUUACUAUGAGCUUUUCCGCCAAUAAGGUGGCAUGAUAGAUCAACUAGUGGUGGUGACAACAAAGUUAUUGGAAUAGCCUGAAAACUGGGGAAUUAUAAACCAACUAAUGUAGACCUCUUCUAACAUUCUAACAGAGGCCCAGUGAUAAUGGACGACCAGUAGUGUUGUGUAAUUAUAACUUUUCGUAUUCUGGUUACUUCAGUGAUUUAACUACCAGUAAAUGUAGAACCCUGUCCUCAACGUUCGAGGAACAUAAUCGAGGCCAAGUUAUAGAAGAUAACUAGUGAUUAUGUAUUAGCUACGAGCUAUAGUUAUCUAUGUAUACAAAAAUCUUGUAAUGAUGUGUUAUCUUUAUAAUUACGUAAGUAUGGUGCAGCUUUUAUUCGAAUAUAUUUUACGCCAUCUAAGACAUUUUUGCCCUGAUAUGACCAGCAAGGAAUAUUAGUUACCAAGCAAUUAUACGUUAAUAAGGUCCAGAAUAGAGUACAUUUGAAAACUUUACUUCCAAUAACUAUCAUACUACGGAGUGCACUGCAGAACUAUGAACCAAAGACAAUUAUAUCAUGUGAAGAGAGAAUAUUUAUGGAAUCAUUUUAGUACUAGAAAGCUCUUGGCCUGCAUCUCACCUGAUGGUGAGUAACGAUCAGGCCGAAGAUGGAAGUGAGCUUCACCCGGAAUCCUCAACCACAGAAGAACUGGCUAUCUUACCUCGGACUGCCGGAACACAACAUCAAGUCAUAUGACUACAUUUAUAACUUUCAUGGAAACAGACUAGAAAUCUAGCACAGUCGAUGGUGCAUCAAGCAAAAAACUGGGGCAUCUUAUUAUAGUCGUCAUAGUUGCUAUUUUGCGACAAUUUUGUCAAGUUUGCGGUUCACACAGCUUAUGACCACAGUCUGUGGAGGAACACUAUCUGUGGUCGCGAUCCUCAUCAGUGAGGGACCGAGGAAGAAGAAGAAUGUCAAGUUUGCUGGCAACUGGACAUCAUUAUAAUUCAACUAUAGGUUCUAUUAGCUUAAGAACUCGAAGAUCUCUUAAGGAUUGUGGAUUAUACAAUUUAUUACUAUGAGACUAUAGAGAUUGUAGUUGUUAUUACUUACGAGACAUGCGAGCAUUAGAUAAAAAGGUUGAAAAGAUUACCCAAGUCUAGUAAGAGGUUUACCAGAAAAUUACAACCUGUAGUUACAAUAAAUACAGUGCACGAGAGUAUGAAACAGUCUCUGGAACUACGGACUAGAUAAUGUCUUUUUUUUAAACGUAGUUUCAGGGAUUAAAUUAUAUUCUUGCCUAAAACUUAUAAUAUAGUUACAACAAACCACGAAAGAAAUGAAUAAAUUGAACAAGAGAAAAAGUGAAGGUGAAAUAAAACUUCACUCAUUCAAUGUCCAUCAUUGAAUGUAUUAUAUCGAAAAUGUUUGCAGCUUGAGCUAAAUGAACCUACGUGUCUACUGUCUAGGUAAUACGAAAUGUGAUUCAGUUAUUGUACUGUGUACUUACAGCGUGCAUUUAUUAUAUCAUAGUGAUGUAGGAAACAUAGCUUUCAUAAAUCAAAGAUACGUGUAUAAAUUUUAUAUUUAUUUUUUAUAUAUUUCGGUCUUCCUUUGGCAUGAGAAAUUGUUAAGAGUUUGAUAAAAGUUUUUAUGUUCAAGUUCAACGCAUAUGUAUUUUAGAAAUUCCAAUAGGACAGAUAAAUCAUAUCAAAUUUUCUGAUUUUUAAAAGUUGAAAAUGAAUUCUUGUUAGAUAUUACGGAUAAAUAAGGUAAAUUUAUAUUCAAGUAAUGGAACACCAACAUUUUUCUACCGUCUCUUAUUGUGAUACGCUUUGAUGGGAAUGGGACAAAUUCUAUACGUAUUUUAAUCUUAAUAAAUAUAAUCUAAGUAAAAUACAUUUUAAAUAAGACGUAUAGAAAUAUUAGCUUGAGUGCAAUUUAAAGAAUGUCACAUGUUGGGCGCCAUUAUGUGACGUCAGACACCAGUGCAACUCCCAAAGAAAAUCGUUUUAAAAUAAACUCCGACCUAAUCAAAGCGUAUAUAGGAUUAAAAUAAUGUAUUUUGGUAAAUACUUAGAAGUUUCCAUAUAUCGUUGUUAUCAAAUGUAUCGAAUUGUAAUGUAUGCGAUAUCAUAUUGUUCGGACUUUAGUAAAUACAUUUCAUAUUAUACUUAUUAAUAUAUUGUUUGCGUAAUUAAAAAUGGCCACUUGAACAGUCUACGAUUAGUCCAGCAUUCAUGAAUAUGCAAAGUUUUUUACUAUGGAACUAAAAGCAUUACUUGGCAAUGGUUGAUCUUAAAUUGUGCUAGUGGGUAGAGUAUCAAUCUGCUGUAAAAUUAAUAAUUUAUCUUCACUUGAUUUUGAAAUAUCAUUGGAGAAUUUUAUAGCAGGUUGAAUUGUAGGCAACCAUACUAAAAUAGAGUUAACGAGACUACCUCUUGAAUCGGUUUUGAUUUUCAAUAGAGAGAAAUACGGAUGUGAAAUAUUGUUUGUUUCUAUAUCUACCCUUAACUGGGCUACAAGAAUAUGUGAGUUAAUUAUAGAUUUUGUCAACUUGUGAAUCCUAUUUUGUAACCUCAAUACCCGAUAGAUUUAUACAAUAUUUUUAGGUAUGGUAGCACUAACUUUCUCACAAUAUGACUUAUAUGGCUCUGCUAAACGGCCGCUUCUUUGCAAUGCAUUUUUUGCUAUGUUAUCAUUUGUAUAUUAGAUAUUUAUCAAACAUUAAUUACGUUUGGAUAGCAAGAAUAUAAGUUUGUGCUCAUAUUUCCAAAUUACGACUUAAAUCAUUAUACUUAUAGAAAUGCUAUUAUUUUUGUGCCAAAUGCGCCUGACUGUAUUCUUUAUUAAUAAAAAGGUUGUAAAUAUUAAGAUUCUAUAUUUAAAGAAAAGAAUCAUUUAUUUUUCAUUACAUUUUAUUUAGCUUUCCAAGAUGUAGCUAUGUAUUUCUUAUUUUAGUGUAUAAAAAUCUAAAAUUUAGUGAGAUUUUUCGAGAUGUAUUUUUAAUGUAUUACAUAAUUAUGUCACUUGUUAUGGAGACGCAAUAUAAUAUUGCCGAUUAUGUAGCUAUAUUGUAUGAUAUCGUAUAUUAAGCUAUAGGGUUGCCAGUACUAUUGUUUUCAUGCGUAUAUUUUGUCCCCAAAAAAGUGAAAAGGGUCAGUAACUGUGCUUAAUCCUUCGUCCUGGCAACCCGGAUUUUUAUCUCCAUUUUACUAUUUGUGUGUUAGUAUUAAUACAAAAUGUGCCUGUAUCCUAACGUAGGUACAUGAAUAAUCGCUUAUAGUCGAUUGUGGCUGCGUUUUUUGUACUUUCUAUAUUAUUAAACUGCAUAAUUGGUGUCAUUUGAGUGAGUUGUAUAAUUUUAGUACUCUCCGACUUUAUGGACAAUGUUGAAUGUUGAAUUUCUUAAGCCUGGCUUGUUUUCAAUAGUUAGUAAGUACAUUUAUUUUUCAUUGCUUGUUAGUAAACUUGCAAAAUCAAGGGGUUUAUUGAGCACACAGUGUAUUUAAAAGCUCUAAUCUAAGCAAAGUAGUUUAACAGCUGAACAGGGCUGAGAUUCCCUUUUUCUUUGGGGCAGGUAUAUUCGAAAUUUUAUAAGGACAAUCAAAGGUAUUCUAGCAAUAUUUUAUAUUACCUUCUCCAAAGCCGAGAAAUGUUCAAUUGUCUAUGUAAUAUUAUAUUCUUGUUCCAAAAACAAGGAAUUUAAUUAUUGACAUUGUCUAUACAAGUCCGUACUUUUAUACGUGUACCCAAUAAUAUAUUGGUACCCUUGUCCAAAAUAUUAGAACGUAUUUAAGAAACUUUAAAUAUUAAUAACAACCAAGAUGUAUUGCAUCAUUUAAAAUGUAUGAACUGUUGUUGCGACCUGUUUAGCUGCGGAGGAAUUGUUAAAAAUAAAUUCAUUAUUCUAUACA